AUGAGUGCUGACCGCAACGCUGCUGCCGGGGAGAACGGCUCCCUGGCGCUGCUGCAGAUGCUGCUGCUCCCUGUACAGCCCCAGGAGCUGCUGCAGCACGAAGAUGACGAUCUUGACAGCAGCAGCAGCAGCACGGAUGCUGCAGCAGCAGCAGCAGCAGCUGCUGCUGCUGCUGCGCAAGCUGCAGCAGAAGCGGCUGCGCCGUAUCACCACGACGCCGCAGCCCCUUUGGACGCCCCUCAGCAGCAGCAGCAGCAGCAGCACUUGCUGCAGCAGCAGCAGCACUUGCUGCAGCAGCAGCAGCUGCGGCUGAUUGGCCAAGGCCUCACUUCUGUGUCUGCUGCUCUGCUGCGGCUUCCCACUGGGGCUUCGCUGCAGCAGCUGCGAGUGCUGAGUCUCCACGCAAACUCCUUAGUCUCUCUCGAGGGAGUGGAGACGCUGGCAGGCCUCGAGGAGCUGCGGGUCUCUUCGAAUCUUUUGAGUCGCCUCGGCAGCCUGCAGCAGCUGCGGAGGCUGCGGCUGCUGGACGUGGCCUCCAACAGGCUCCUGCAAACAGGGCAGCAGCAGCAGCUGCAGCAGCAGACGCAGCGACUGAAACCGCAGCAGCAGCAGCAGCAGCAGCAGCAGCAGCAGCAGCAGCAGCAGCUAUUUGUGUGCGUUCUCCAGCUGCGUUCGCUGGACGGCAUUUCUGGCUUGACAAGUCUCCGCUGCCUCCGCGCGGAGUUGAACCAAAUUAGCUGCCUCGCAGGCCUGCAGCAACUGUGGGGCCCCGACAGCCAGCUAGAAACCCUCGACCUCCGCUGCAACCGGCUGCAGCAGCUGCAGCAGCUGCUGUUCUUAGGAGGCCUUCCCCGUUUGGUGCGGCUCUCGCUGCAGUCCAAAGAAGCGGCACUGCAGCAGCUGCAGCAGCAGCAGCAGCAGCAGCAGCAGCUUGAUGGCGACAACCCGCUCCUUGUAACGCCUCUGUCGCCGCGACUCAGCAGCAGCAGCAGCAGCAGCAGCAGCAGCAGCAGCAACAGCAACAUUAUCUGCUGCAGCCCGGCCUACCGCCGCUUCGUGCUGCUGUGCGCUCCGCUGCUGCAGCAGCUGGACGGCCUUCCCGUUGCUGCCGAAGAGCGGGCAGCAGCAGCAGCAGCAGCAGCUGCUGCUGCUGCUGCUGGCAGCAGCAGCAGCAGCGAAUUCGAAACUCAGCAGCAGGAGCUCGACCGCCUUUGGCUGCGCACUAAAACCCAGCCCUUCUGCAUUCCCUACGGCGGUUCCUGCGAGAUCCGCGCUGCAGCACGGCGAGCAAGAGCAGCAGCAGCAGCAGCAGCAGCAGCAGCAACAGCAGCAGCAGCUCCUUCGGGCAAAAGGCUGCAGGAGUCUCGCGAAGUCUCAGUAGUGUUGGAGGCCCGCCGAACCCCCCAAAGGCCAGCAGCACCGAGAACAGCAGCAGCAGCAGCAGCAGCAAAGACAGCAGCAGCAGCAGCAGCAGCAGCACAUGAGGAUGCAGCAGCGCGCAGCAGCAGCAGAAAUAUCUCUCUUGAAGUGACAGGGCGCCGCGCGCCAGCAGCAGAUGAAACUGCAGCAGCAGCAGAAGCAGUAGACGCAACAGCAGCAGAAGACGCAGCUGCAGAUACUGCAGCAGCAGCAGCAGCAGCAGCAGCAGCAGAGUCUACAGACGGCGCCCCAGCAGCAACACAAACAGCAGUGGCAACAACAACAGAAGCUGCGCCUGCAGCGACAGCGGCAGCAGCAGCAGCAGCAGCUCCAGCAGCAGCAGCAGCUCCAGCAGCAGCAGCAGCUCCAGCAGAAGCAGCUCCAGCAGAAGCAGCUCCAGCAGCAGCAGCUCCAGCAGCAGCGGCAGAAGCAACCGCAGGAGCAGCACCAACAGCAGCUCCAGCAGCAGCAGCAGCAGCUCCAGCAGCAGCAGCAGCACCAACAGCAGCUCCAGCAGCAGCAGCAGCAGCUCCAGCAGCAGCAGCAGCAGCAGCAGCAGAAGGAUGUUCCUCUUUGCUGCUUUCUGCACUUCAGCGGCUCCCCGAAGCUUCGCGGGCUGCGCUGCAUGCAGUGACGGCAAUGGAGCUGCUGCAGUGUCUUGCUGCUAUCCCUGACCCGCCAGCAGCAGCAGCAGCAGCAGCAGCAGCAGCACCUGCAGCAGCACCUGCAGCAGCAGCUAGUCCGGCAGCUGCUGCUGCUGCACCUGCGGCUUCGCUUGAUGUCCCGAAUGCAAGCGACACGCAGGCACCUCCGCAAGCAGCCGCAGCAGCAGCAGCAGCAGCAAUAGCAGCAGCAGCAGCAGCAGCAGCAGCAACACAAGUUAGUACUGAGGAGUGCUGCAGCCCCAAGGCAAUGCUGCGCGCCUCGAAGCCGCAGGCGCUUGUCGCUGGCAGCAGCUGCAGCAGCAGCAGCAGCAGCAGCCUCAAUACCUUCAGCGGGAACAGCAGCAGCAACAAUAACAGCAACAAUGACAGCAGCGGCAGUGGCAGCAGCAGCUGCAGCAGCAGCUGCAGCAGCAGCUGCUUGUGCUCAAGAGAUGCAGCAGGCGAUGCUUUGCAGGUAGCGCGCCUCGCGCUGCAGCUACUGCAGCAGCACAGUCCGCAGCAGCAGCAGCAGCAGCAGCAGAUGCCGCAGCAGCAGCUGCCACAGCAGCAGCUGCUGCUGCUGAGGGACGCACGUCAAUUGCAGAUGUGUCAGCAGCAGCACGUUGCUGCUGCUGCUGCUGCUGCUGCUGCUCCCGACGGCGGCUCCAGUAGCCCACGGCCCAGUAUUCUGCUGCCCACAGCAGCAGCAGCUGCUGCUGCAGCACGAGCAGCGGCAGCAGCUGCGCCAGAAGCAGGACAAGCAGCAGCAGCAGCAGCAGAAGCAGAUCUUCAGGUAGAUAUCAUGGCGCUAGCGCAGCAGCCAAACCAGCAGCAGCAGCUGCUGCAGCAGCAGCUGCAGGAGCGUAGACCCGAGCAGCAGGAAGAGCAGCUGCAGCAGCAGCAGCAGCAGCAGCAGGAAGCACUGGAGCACUUACGGCGCCAGCUCUCAUCUUACUCAGAAGAAGUCGAAGAGCUGCGGCAGUUGCUUCAGCAGCAGCAGCAGCAGCACCAGCAGCAGCGGCAGCAGCAGCAUCAGCAGCAAGCAGCGGCUGCAGCGCUGGAAGAGCGGCAGCAGCAGCUGCUGCAGCAGCUGCAGCAGCUGCAGCAGGAGAAAGAUGAGGCGUGGGCCCGCGUGCAGCAGCUGCAAGAAGAAGCAGCGCUGCAGCAAGACGAACUUGCUGCAGCAAACCAGCAGCAACUGCUGCUGCGGGAGCAGUACGACCGCAGCGCAAAGGAGCAGCAGCAGCAGCAGCAGCAGGACCUGCAGCAGCAGCGGCGUCGGCACCAGCAGCAGCAGCAGCAGCUGGAGAGCGCGUUCAGCGCGUCUCUGACGGAGCUGAAGGAAGCAGCAAAGCGGCAGCAGCAGCUGCUGCAGCAGCAGCUGCAGCAGGCGGCGCAGAAGCUGGAGGAGGCGCAGGAGCAGCGCGAGCAGCAGCAGCAGCAGCAGCAGCAGCAGCAGCAGCUGCUGCUGCGUCUGCAGCAGGCACUGCGAGCUGCCACAAAAAAAAAUGCAGAAUUAAAUAAAGUUGUUUAUAAAGCAGCAGCACAGGAGCAGCAAUUUGAGGUGUCUGUACAGCGGCUGAGCAGCAAGCUGCAGCGGGCAGUGGAGGAGCUGCGGCUGCUGCAGCGGGACAAGCAGCAGCUGCAGGAAGCAGUUGCUGCAGCGGAAGCAGCGCAGCAGCAGCAGCAGCAGCAGCAGCUGCUGCUGCUGCAGCGGGCAGCCAGGCUGCAGCAGGAACUCGCAGACACACAGGCAGCUUGCACCCCUCGGGAGAAGCUGCGGGAGCUGCGCUGCGAGCGGGACUUGCUGCAGCAGCAGCUGCAGCAGCAGCAGCAGCAGGUCCAGCAGCUGCAGCAGCGGCUGCAGCAGCAGCAAAGCCAGCAGCAGCUGCAGCAGCAGCUGCAACAGCAACCCUCCACCGCCGAGCUGCAGUCCCUCAAGGCCGCCGUCGCAGCAGCAGCAGCAGCGCAGCAAGCAGCAGAAGCGCAUGCAAGAGAGACGAAGCAAACAGCAGCAGUGCAUGCGCGCGUGCUGCAGCAGCAGGAGGAGCAGCUGCAGCAGCAGCAGCAGCUGCUGCUGCAGAAAGAAGAGCUGCUGCAGGAAGCCAACAGCGUCGCCAGACGCCGCGAGAAAGAGCUCGAAAGAAAGCUCGAAGAAUAUGCAGACAGGGCUCGAGAGUGGCACCGGCGGUACCUGGAGGAAGUGGAGAAGGAGCGCGAAGCAGCAGCUGCUGCUGAGCAGCAGCAGCAAGAAGAGAAGGGUUUGCUGCAGCAGCUGCAGCAGCAGCUGCAGCAGCAGCAGCAGCAGCUGAAGCAGAAGGACGAGGGUUUGGACUUUGCGCAGCGCGAGCUGCAGCAGCUGAUGGAGGCGGUGCAGCAGGAGCGGGAGCAGCAGCAGCAGCAGCAGCAGCAGCAGCAGCAAGAGCUGUCUCAGCUGAAGCAGCAGCUAAAGGCCGAGCGCCGCGAGCAGGAAGCAGUGCAGCAGCAGCAGCAGCAAGUCCUCAAGAAGCAGCAGCAGCAGCUAGCCAAGCUAGCUGAGCAGCUGCGCAGCAGCAAGCAGCAAACUCUGGCCAGAGAGAUGGAGCUGCGGCUGCUGCUGCAGCACUGGGAAAAAAGAAAAGAAACAGCAGCAGAAACAGCAAAGCAUUUAAAUCUGCUUCUCAGGAAGCUGCAGCACGACUUCGGAGACAGAGACCGCUAG
Messenger RNA from Eimeria necatrix, 4764 nucleotides. Its product is annotated as leucine rich repeat family protein, putative. Lineage: Eukaryota; Apicomplexa; Conoidasida; Eucoccidiorida; Eimeriidae. Bases 1 to 4764 code for a protein of 1587 amino acids. The record is from RefSeq and is a predicted model, not a curated record. Gene Ontology annotation, molecular function: protein binding. The transcript is spliced from 8 exons.